Paramecium pentaurelia is the source of this 1409-nucleotide messenger RNA. Lineage: Eukaryota; Ciliophora; Oligohymenophorea; Peniculida; Parameciidae. The record is from the annotation of a GenBank genome assembly.
UAUGUAAAAAGUUAUUGAAUAAUUGAAUGGAUUCUAAAAUGAAUUUAUUAAAUACAAAGCUCUAUAUGAAAGAGAGUAUAUUAUAUUUAUUAUAUUAUAUUAGAUGUUUAGUGACAGCAGAUUUAAGAGAUCAAUUAAGUUAAUUAGAUAGAUAAACUAAACAAUUAGCUGCAGAAAGAGAUAAUCUUUUAGAUAGAAUAGCAAAAUUAUAAGCUGAAAUUGAAUAAUUAGGAAAGUAAAUCUAAGUAAAGAAUGAUGAAAAUGCAGCAUAAUCUAAGACUAUAUCAACCUUAGAAGGAUAAGUUGCUUAAUUAAAACCAUUAGAAGCUGAAAAUUAAAGAUUAAAAUAAUUAAUUGAUUAAUAAACUAAAGAAUUAGGAGAUUUAAGAUAAAAAUUAGCAGAUUUACAAUUAGUAGCUGAUGAUGCAAAUAAAUAAAAAACUUAAUUCCAAUAAUUAUAUAAUUCAAUUAAUGGAGAGUUUGAAUAAUUAAAGAAUAAAUUUGCAGCCAAAGAUAAUGAAAUUAAUUCAUUAAAGUCACAGAUAACUAAGCAAGAAUCAGUUGUUAAAUAAGUUAAAGUUAUAGAUAAUACUAAUCCAAAUGAUUUGAAAACUUUAUAAGAUUAAAUUGCUUAAAGAUCAAAAGAAAAUGAAGAAAUUAAAAAGAAGUAAUAAAUGUUAUUUAUUUAGAUUCAAUUAAAUGGAUCUUGAAUUGUAGAAAGUUAAAAAAGAUAAUACAGAAAUUAGUAAAUUGUAAUAAGCAAUUUAAGCAAAAGACAAAGAAUUAGAUGAUUUGAAAAAGAAACUUGAUAAAUUCUCAUAGGAUUCAUCUAAUUUAGAAAAAUUAAAGAAAGAAUUAGAAGCUAAAGUGAAUAGCUUAAAUUCUGAUUUAAAUACAAGUAAGAAGAAUUUUGAUAACUAAUAAAAUGAUAUUAAGAAGUUGAACCAAUAAAUUAAUGAUUUAUAAAAUGAGAUAAAGAGAUAAUAAAACAUAAUUUCUAAUUAAACAUCUGUAUUCAUAUAUAUUUAUUAUAUAGGAUUUAUAAACUUGGAAUAACAAAUAUGCUUCUGUAGUGAAAGAAUUAAGAUAAGAUAAUCCUCCUUAAAUUACAAAUCAAACUAAUUAAUUCAGUACAACCAUUACAACCUAAGUGAAUAAACAACCUUAAACAUCUUAUUAAUAGAUAGAUGAUAGUCAAUCAAAUAGAUCCAGUGGCUAUAGAUAAAAUCUAUUUCCUACAGCUUAAUAGGUCUAAUCAACAACAACAAGCACUCAAAAACCAGUGACAGCUUCAUCCAUUUAUUAGACUAGCUCAUCCAUUUAAUAAUAACCAUCAUAAACAUCAUCUUCCUAAAUUAUGAAUUAAACAUCAACAACCACAACUAGAAGUUAUGCAAGACGUUAUUGAG